Calliphora vicina (urban bluebottle blowfly) is the source of this 1072-nucleotide messenger RNA. RefSeq names its product trypsin alpha-3. The coding region runs from base 130 to 1014 and encodes 294 amino acids. The transcript is spliced from 5 exons. Gene Ontology annotation, molecular function: serine-type endopeptidase activity. NCBI's taxonomy places the organism in Eukaryota, Metazoa, Arthropoda, Insecta, Diptera, Calliphoridae. Gene Ontology annotation, biological process: proteolysis. The record is from RefSeq and is a predicted model, not a curated record.
AGUUAAAAAGAAUUCGUCAAAAAGAAUAGUUGAUGUGAAUGAGAAAAAUAACUGUGUGAAUAAACAAACGAUCUGACGAAGAAACAAAAAGUGAUUCAAAGUAAAAGUUUCAAAAUAAACACAAUAACUAUGUUAAGAACUUUAAAAUCGUAUUUGAAAAUCAUCUAUUUAAUUAUUGCAAUAUGUAGCAUAGUUACUCCCUCAUCAGCGGGACCGCCAUCACCACGAAUUAUAAACGGUACGGAAGCAACGGUUGAACAUGCAAAGUUUCAAGUUUCCAUAAGACUGAAACGUUACGAUACUACCUUCGGUAAUGGCCACAUAUGUGGAGGUGCUCUUGUGGGACUCAAUAAAGUCUUGACUGCCGCACACUGCCUUUACGAUGCUGAUAAGAAACGUUACCGUAAAGCGCAUGAAUUCAUAGUUGUUAUGGGUACCUUGAAUCGUUAUCAACGCGUUAAUGGCACUAUUGUUUCCCAUGUCAAGUCCAUUGCAUAUAUGAAUACAUUUAGUAUGGAUACCAUGCGCGACGAUAUUGGUUUAAUGUUUUUAAAAACAGGGUUGCCUGUUAAUAAAACACACCUGACGAUCGCCGCAAUAGCCUUGGCAAAUACGUCCACACCAGCAGGAGUAUCAUGUCAAGUAUCCGGAUGGGGUAAAACAGAGCGGGGCUCUUUAUCGCCGACAUUACGUGUUGCAAAUGUAACAACGAUAUUGAAAAGCGUCUGUUCAAUAUCGUAUGGCAGUGGUUUAUUAAAUGGUAUGAUAUGUGCGGGUUAUAUUUUAGGAGGUACCGACUCCUGUCAAGGAGACUCCGGAGGACCAUUAGUGUUUAAUAACACAUUAAUUGGUAUAGUGUCAUGGGGAUCAGGAUGUGCGCAGCCAGGAUACCCAGGAGUUUACGCUGAUGUCCACUAUUAUAACAAAUGGAUUGCGGAACGCAACUCGGGUAAAAGGAAAACGCCCAUAUUCUCCAUUUUAGUGUUAACUAUGUUUAUAUCUAUGUAUGUGUAAUAAAUUAUUUUAGUUUUAUGUAAAUAAUAGAACCAUUUUAUUUAAACAAAUUAUUAAA